CUUGUUUAGGUUUGCAGCUAGAAGAUAAUAAAGCUAGCAAUGGAGCUGUUGUAUGAGGAAUACCUAACACACAGUGGAACAAUAGUCAAACCUUAUUACUGGCUGAGCUUCUCUCUAGACUGUACUAACUGUCCUUACCAUAUUCGGACAGGUGAAGAAGCAAGAGUUCCAUACACAGAAUUUCAACAGAUUUUUGGAUUCCCAUCAACCUAUCCUCAAACAAAACACCUCACAUUUUAUGAGCUAAAAGCUUCCUCUGGGAACCUGGUCCAAAAGGGCCAUGCCAGCAACUGCACUGGGAGCCCCACCCACCUGGAAUCAAUGCUGUUUGAGAUUAAUGGUUACCUUGACUCAACCAUAUCCAAUAACAGCAGCAUUAGACACAUCACUCUGUACUCCAACAACUCCCCUUGUAAUGAGGCUAACCACUGCUGCAUCAGCAAAAUCUACAAAUUCCUGAUGAUGUACCCAGACAUCACUCUUAGUAUUUUCUUUGCUCAACUCUAUCAUACCCAGCAUCAAUUCCCGCGGAGCCUAGCCAGCUUACAGCCCCAGGUAACCUUGAGUCCAAUAAGUGGUGGCAUUUGGCAUUCUAUCCUUGAAAACUUUGUUAGUGGUGUCUCGGGAUCAACUGUUUUCCAGCCCGUUUUAGCAGGGAGAGCACUGACUGACAGGUACAAUGCUUACGAAAUAAACUCUAUAACAAGAGUGAAGCCUUACUUUAUCGAUGCUCUUCAGACUCAGCCAAAAGAGAAACAGAGCAUAGACACUCAGGCAGCGUUUGAGAACUACCCCUCAAACAACACUGUUCCUGGACAGUCUUCUCAAGGGACAAGUGGACAACUACAAGCCAACCUGACUCCAGACCCCAGCACGCCUGUUGUUUUUGCGCUGAUGCCUUACAGACAUCUACCACUACUCCAUGUGGAUCAGAAUCCAUAUAAACCCAGGAAUGUGGUAAGGCACCUCAAUAUGCCUCAACUGUCAUCAUAUAAAACAAAGGAGCUUGGAAAACCUCCCAUGGGCAGGCCAGUGGAGACAGUGGAAACCACAGAGAGGUCUGCAAGCAGCAAAGAGGCAGACAAAAAGAACAAGAAGAAAUGGACAAAGUAA
This is a messenger RNA of Nannospalax galili (Upper Galilee mountains blind mole rat), 1113 nucleotides long. RefSeq names its product apolipoprotein B mRNA editing enzyme catalytic polypeptide like 4 (gene Apobec4). NCBI's taxonomy places the organism in Eukaryota, Metazoa, Chordata, Mammalia, Rodentia, Spalacidae. The record is from RefSeq and is a predicted model, not a curated record.